This is a messenger RNA of Juglans microcarpa x Juglans regia, 3575 nucleotides long. RefSeq names its product serine/threonine-protein kinase AFC3-like. Gene Ontology annotation, biological process: protein phosphorylation. Gene Ontology annotation, cellular component: nucleus. Bases 288 to 3395 code for a protein of 1035 amino acids. The transcript has 13 exons. Lineage: Eukaryota; Viridiplantae; Streptophyta; Magnoliopsida; Fagales; Juglandaceae. The record is from RefSeq and is a predicted model, not a curated record. Gene Ontology annotation, molecular function: protein kinase activity; ATP binding.
UCAGCGACUGCACAAUUCUCUACUCGGUGCUCUCUGCAACCGGCUCUGUGCAAACUUGGCCGUAUCCCCUCGCUUUUCAAUGUUUUCAUGCUCUGCUCGAUGCGCUCAUUGCGAUGCUGAAUUUGCUGAUCUCUCUCUCUCUCUCUCUCUCUCAAUCGCAUCGCUCUCUCUCAAAUCAUCUUCCAUAGUCAUAGCACGAGAAUCUCACUAUUGUAGGUUUUAGUCAUUACCCAACAGGUCCAGAACCUCAGAAACAACAAGAUUCCGCAUCUGACAUCGCACGAGAAAUGGGUUGCGCACAGUCCAGAAUAGACAACGAAGAGUCGGUGUCGCGCUGCAAGGACCGCAAGAACCUCAUCAAAGAUGCUGUUAUAGCCCGUAACGCCUUCGCCGCAGGCCAUUCCGGCUACGCCGUGGCCUUAAAAGACACUGGGGCCGCGCUCAGCGACUACGGUCACGGGGAAGCCGAAGAGCUGCACCAGCAGCCGGUGGAGCCCACCACCUCACAACCCCCGCCACCGCCUCCGCCUCCCAUGGACAACUUUCUGCCACCUCCGCCGCUCCCGAACUUCUCCCCGAGCCCCGGCCCCGGCCCGAUGAAACGAACCACGAGCUUGCCCGCUAUGCCGAUAAAGCCACGAAAAACCAGGGCCAUUGCCAUUACCGAAGAAGAAGAAGAUGAAGAAGAGGAAGAAGGAGAAGAUGAUGACGAGGGUAAUAUCGGAAUGAAAAAUAACGUUAUUAUUGCAAAGGAUUCGAGAAAUGGGGCCGGGGAAGAGGUCCCACCACUGACACCAGAAAUGAAGGCGGUCCCUCCGAUGCCGGAAUCGAAGGGCAUGGCCUGGGAUUACUUUUUUAUGGUGGAGGAAAAUAUGCCCCCGGCGGGCCAGUCUUUAAACGAGAACGUUAGCUGUGAUAAUAUUAAUGAAGGCGCGGCAUUUGGUGAAGAAACGCAAAAUGUGGGCCCCAAUGGCAGUGAUCUGGUGGAGCCGAAGACGCCGGAUAGAGUGGAGGAGGAGGAGAAGGAGAAGCAAAUAGAGCGCACAAAGACUGCGCCGGAGGAGUUUAAGAGAGCUGGAAAGGCGGUGCCCAGUGUUAGUUUGAUGAAGGUAUUGAGUGAGCUUGACGAUCAUUUCUUGAAAGCCUCCCAGAGUGCACAGGAGGUCUCCAACAUGCUCGAGGCCACUCGCUUGCAUUACCACUCCAAUUUCGCAGAUAAUCGGGGACAUAUAGAUCAUUCUGAAAGGGUAAUGCGUGUUAUCACAUGGAAUAAAUCAUUCAGAGCUAUAGCAACUAGUGAGGGUGGGAAGGAUGACUUUGAUUCGGAAGAAAAUGAAACUCAUGCUACUGUUUUGGAUAAGUUGUUAGCAUGGGAAAAGAAACUUCAUCAAGAAGUCAAGCAAGGUGAGCUAAUGAAGCUCGAGUAUCAGAGGAAGGUUUCUCUGCUGAACAAGCAGAAGAAACGUAAUGUGAGUGCUGAAUCCUUGGAAAAAACAAAAGCGGCAGUAAGUCAUUUGCAUACAAGAUAUAUAGUCGACAUGCAAUCAAUGGAUUCGACGGUUUUUGAAGUAAAUCGUUUACGUGAUGAGCAGUUGUACCCAAAGCUUGUUGAACUUGUUGAUGGGAUGGCCAAAAUGUGGGCAACCAUGCGUGCACAUCACAGCAACCAACUGAGACUUGUUACAGACCUGAAGUCCCUUGACAUUGCACAUGCUCCAAAGGAAACAACAAAACACCAUCAUGACCGCACCAUACAACUUUGGAAUGUCGUUGAAAAGUGGCACUCGCAAUUUGAAAAACUUGCGACUCAUCAAAAACAAUACAUCCGAGCUCUUAACAGUUGGUUAAAAUUAAAUCUUAUCCCAAUUGAAAGCAGCUUAAAGGAGAAAAUCUCAUCACCACCAAGAGUCCAGCAUCCUCCAAUCCAAACUCUCCUCCAAUCGUGGCAUGACCAUCUUGAAAAGCUUCCAGAUGAACUUGUGAAAUCUGCAAUUGGCUCCUUUGCUGCUGUGAUUAAAAACAUAAUACUCCAUCAGGAGGAAGAGAUGAAGCUAAAAGAGAAGUGCGAGGAGACCAGGAAGGAGUUUUUACGUAAAAACCAGGCAUUUGAGGAAUGGUACGAGAAAUAUAUGCAGCGGAGGGGGCCAGAUGAAAUGGAUCCUGAAAGAGGUGAAGAUGCAAAUCCCAAGGAUCCCAUCUCGGAGAAGAAAUUUGCAGUUGAGAGCUUGAAGAAGAGGUUGGAAGAGGAAGUUGAAUCUCACCAAAGACAUUGUAUUCAGGUGAGAGAGAAGUCACUGGGUAGUCUCAAAACUCGUUUACCUGAGCUCUUCCGAGCCAUGUCAGGCUAUGCUCAUGCUUGUUCUGACACUUACGAGAAAGUGAGGUCCGUCACACAGUAUCAGAAAUCUGACGUUGGUCCUACAGAAUGUUGGGACCGUCAAACAAGAGAGUAUGUGGCAAUCAAGGUUGUCCGAAGCAUACGCAAAUACCGUGAUGCAGCUAUGAUCGAGGUCGAUGUGCUUCAACAUCUUGCCAAGAAUGAUAAAGGCAACUCACAUUGUGUUCAGAUUCGGAACUGGUUUGACUACCGGAAUCACAUAUGCAUUGUGUUUGAGAAGCUUGGACCAAGCUUAUUUGAUUUUCUAAAGAGAAAUAAAUACUGCCCAUUCCCUGUGGAUCUUGUUCGGGAAUUUGGAAGACAGCUUUUGGAAUCUGUAGCAUAUAUGCAUGAUUUACACUUAAUUCACACUGACCUGAAGCCAGAAAAUAUACUUCUUGUAUCAUCUGAACAUAUAAAGCUUCCUGGUUGUAAGAAGCUUGCAAUGGUACAGAGAUUUUCUUCAGAUGAAAUGCAAUUCAGGUGCUUGCCCAAGUCUAGUGCCAUUAAGCUGAUUGAUUUUGGCAGUACUGCCUUUGACAAUCAAAAUCAUAGCUCCAUUGUGUCAACGAGACAUUACAGAGCCCCUGAGGUUAUUUUAGGAUUAGGAUGGAGUUAUCCGUGUGAUUUGUGGAGCGUUGGCUGCAUACUUAUUGAACUAUGCUCAGGUGGAGCAUUAUUUCAGACGCAUGAGAACCUAGAGCAUUUGGCAAUGAUGGAGAGGGUGUUGGGACCUCUGCCAGAGCAUAUGGUUAAAAGGGCCGACCGAGGUGCUGAAAAGUACUUCAGGCGAGGCUCACGACUGAAUUGGCCAGAAGGAGCAGUUUCAAGGGAGAGCAUUAGAGCUGUCAAUAAGCUUUACUGUUUAAAGGAUCUGGUAUCUCAACAUGUAGUGUCCUCAAGAUCCUCCCUCACUGAUUUAUUGCAAGGCUUGUUGAAGUAUGAUCCCUCCGAACGUCUCACGGCUAGACAAGCUCUUAGUCAUCCCUUCUUUCAGAAUCAAACUUUGAGAGAGUAGCAUAAUGACAUGAAACCUAUUGUACGGUUUACAAUGCUGGUCUGGGUUGAUACUUGUUUGGCGUUGAGAGAGAGAGAGAGAGAGUAUAAGUUGCUGGCUCAGUACACGUUUUGUGCAAUAUGUUUAAUGAAAUAUUGAUUUCGUUUUAUAAAUAUAUUUAUUUUGGCUGGUUGGAAUCAA